GCAAUUGUCAUUAUUAUCAAAGCUAUUCUUUGCGAAUUCGCCAUGCACAUACAUAUGUAUCUUCUAGUAGUCUAACAGACAGGUAUAAAGCCUCUUCUUACCAUUCGCCACAUCGCUCGAUCGACUUGCCCCCGUCUAUCAACGACGUCAACAUUCACUACACCACCCAAACACAAACGCAUGCGCUGCCCGGAGGCCAGAAAGUGUUUAAGGACCAUGUCGAGCGACGACAUCCGGCCCUGCACUUUUCCCACAGAGUCGCAAAAGGAUGUGGACGAUACAGCGUCUUCGUCGACGAGUGCGAGUGCGUCGCAUUUGAGCGAAUGUCAGAAUGCUUCGGAGAUCGAGGACGAGGUGACACCUGAGCCGCUAUACAGCCUCACCGUACAGCUACAUGGCAAGCCGGCCUCUAUCCCCGUCUAUGCCGACGAUGCGACAAUACAAGAUCUUUCAGACCAGAUUGCCGAAGACCUAAGCAUACCACCAGCUCAUCAGAAGCUCCUCAUCACACCCAAGACAGGACUGCUCAAGCCGCCUUUCAAGGAUCCCGGUCUCCUCAUUUCUUCCAUCAAGAACAAGAAGAUCGUGCUGAUGGGCGCGACUACGGCAGAGGUGCAAGAGCUGGAAAGCGAUAUCGCAGAGCGCAAGGCGAGGAUGGGCCGAAGAAAAGCAGCACUACAAGCCGCUCGCAAAGUCAAGGCCAACAGGAGUCGUGAUUGGAAGAAGGUCCAGGAUGAUGCGCGAUAUACUUUUCACAUGAUCAAGCCUCUUGACUACCUUCCGAAUCCUGAGAAGAGUCAGCGGUUUCUGGAGCGAUUGGCAGACGAUGCUGGCAUAAAGGCAGCUAUGCGCAAUCACGGCUUCUCGGUCGGACUAUUGACGGAGAUGAAUCCUGCUGAACACACCACUCAUGAAUCGCGAACCCUCGGUCUCAAUCGCAAUCGUGGCGAGGUUAUCGAAUUACGACUGCGAACGGAUGCCUACGAUGGCUAUCGCGACUACAAGGUCAUUCGAAAGACACUCUGCCACGAACUGACACACAAUGUCUGGGGCGACCACGAUCAACGCUUUUGGAAGCUCUGUCGUGAAAUCGAAGCCGAAGUCGAAAAGAACGAUUGGCGACGCGGUGGACAUUCAAUCGGUGGCGAAGAGUUCUUUAACCCCGAAGAUGACGGUGAAGACGAAGAAGCAGAUCAUGGUGGCUGGGAAGGUGGCGAGUAUGUUCUCGGGGCAUCGGCUUCGAGCAGUACUGCGGGCCCUUCUGCCGAGCCUCUCAGCAGAAGAGAGAUCAUCGCACGAGCAGCAGAAGAGAGGAUGAAGAGACAGCGAGAAGCAAAAGAUGCGAAAGAUGCUUCGGCGAAGUGAUGAGGCUGAUGACCGCGGAGCGAGCGAGCGAGUGAUUUUACAUAUUUCGACCAUUGCCGAAGUUUUGCAUAUGAGAUACCCAGACGUUCCUCUUUGGAAAAAGAAAUGAAGGGACACGAGAGAGCAUGGGAAGGAGUCAAAUCGACACUUUGUACAUAAAAGAGCAUGAGUGCAUCAACUAUACUAAAAUUCGAAACUGAUGGUUAUUUCCAAAAGAAAAUUCACCCACAUCUCGCUAUUUUUUGACCAAAAAGAAACUCUUGCACAAAUGCGAAGAUAGAGUGAACUCCACCAACAAGUACAGGCACUUCUUGAUACCUUAUGGUUUUAGAAGUCUGUAUUUUUUCCUGCAAUUUCUCACUCGAUUUCUCAUCCAUUGUAAUCACGUCGUGAGGUCUAGAAGCCUUUGUUUUAUUGAAUGCAUCCAUUGAGCUAGCUAGCUAGCUAGACAGAGCUGAGAAUGGUGUUCAUGCGUUCUUGCUCUUUCCGGCGGGCAUCCAUGGGCAAUGGAGCAUAUUGGCGGCAUAAGAAGAGCGACUGAAGGCCGUUAUAGCAAGGCACCUUGAAGACCUGACAGCGCAAUACAUCGAGGCCACGAACAAGUGUGACAAGGACCAUAUCAUCUAGGGUAUGAUAGCCAGAGCCAUGAGAACAACCACCGAACAACGCGGCCUCCAGAGUCGUAUCGUUGGACCAGAAACACACUUGGAAAUCGUCAACCAAUUUUUCGACGAUGACUCAACCACUGAGAUUUCUCCGGUCACUAUCCGUGCCACGGUACAUGGUCCGGCUGUUG
Molecule: messenger RNA, 2161 nt
Organism: Pseudocercospora fijiensis CIRAD86
Lineage: Eukaryota; Fungi; Ascomycota; Dothideomycetes; Mycosphaerellales; Mycosphaerellaceae
Exons: 1
Coding region: 217-1365 (382 amino acids)
Molecular function (GO): proteasome binding
Source: RefSeq, a predicted model, not a curated record